Zophobas morio is the source of this 1452-nucleotide messenger RNA. RefSeq names its product 2-oxoglutarate and iron-dependent oxygenase domain-containing protein 3-like. The record is from RefSeq and is a predicted model, not a curated record. Lineage: Eukaryota; Metazoa; Arthropoda; Insecta; Coleoptera; Tenebrionidae. Gene Ontology annotation, molecular function: oxidoreductase activity, acting on paired donors, with incorporation or reduction of molecular oxygen; iron ion binding; L-ascorbic acid binding. The transcript is spliced from 5 exons. Bases 312 to 1256 code for a protein of 314 amino acids. Gene Ontology annotation, cellular component: membrane.
AUUGUCCUAAAUGCAUUGUUUACGGUUUUUUUAAUCUGCCAAGUCAAAGCGGAACGGACUUUAGAUGUGUUCGUGUGUUCUGUGCUUUAGAUUUAUAUUCGAUUAGAGUUGAUUAGAGUGCGGUUAUGUUUCGAGUGUGGAGUGUUAUGAGUUGAGUUGAAUCGACAAAUUUCAACAAACUCCGUUGUAAUAAACUCCUAAACAUCUGUAAAGGUUUAAGAAAGUUAAUAUUAUUUCUAACCACAAAUCUAGUCUUGUCGGUCUGGUUAUGUCUGUUUAAAAUUUAACAAAACAAAAAAUAUCUGUGAGUAAUGACUAGCUCAGCUAAAGUAAUUAAACGAAAAAAUAAUUUAGAAAAGAAAACUAACGAUGAUAAGGGCACAAACAACUUGCGAUAUGGACCAUUACCAAAAAUUUCAGGCCAAAGAAUAUGGAGUCGCGGAAUUAUAAUUUUGGGUGUUCUUAUUUAUGUGUGGUAUACAUCAAAGGAUGGCAAAGAGAUAUCUUUGGCAAAACAAAAAGAUAUUGUAGUUACAAGAGGACAAGCAGUAGAUUGUGAUCCUGAAUAUAUAAAUGAAAUUCAACAGUUUCCAGGAUGUGUACCAGCAAAAUGUGGAAGAUACGUUUCGGAUAAAUUGGUAACAUUUAACGAAGCUGAAACUUUGUUAAAUUUAGCUAAGAAAGGUAUAAGUUUAGGAGGCUCAUCAGGUGGUGCUUCAAUACUAGACUUGCACUCAGGAGCCCUAUCUUAUGGAGAAAAAUUUGUUAAUAUAUACACAUUAGAAAAUACUGAACAGCUUAUUACAGCAGCUGAUCUUAUGAUAUAUAAAAUGGUCAAAAACAAAAUUCAACAUGCAAUAGCUGAAAAUUUUGGAAUUAACAGUGAUAGCUUGUAUUUAGCACACCCCACAUUUUUUUCAAAGUUGUCCAAUUUAGAACCGCAAACUCCACAUGAUGAAUAUUGGCAUGUCCACGUUGAUAAAGAAACUUAUGAAUCAUUUCAUUACACAUCACUAUUAUAUCUGACAGACUUUAAUAUUGACUUUAAAGGAGGUAGAUUUGUGUUUGUUGAUGAUCCUGACAAACCAAACAAAAAUACAACAGUGGAUCCUCGUAAAGGAAGAGUGUUGAUGUUUACAUCAGGUGCAGAAAAUCCUCAUUUUGUGGAAAGAGUGUCAUCUGGUGUUCGCUAUGCUAUAACUGUAUCGUUUACAUGCGACGCCUCAAAAUCUAUUAGUGAUCCUACAACAAAGUAGUAUUACAGGCAUUUAUAAAUUUUUAAUCAGUGUGAUUCGUGAGCCAUUCCAUAAUAUAUUUGAAUAAUUGUAAACUGUGUUUAAUAAGCUAUGUUACUUAGAUUAAAGUAAUUAUUUUGUUAAUAUGAUAUGCAUUUAGUUGUUUUAUGUUUAAAUGAUUUUUUAUGUACUGAUGUUAUUAAAGGUGUUUAGAAAA